AUGGCCAUGAAAAAUCAUUAUAUCCCUGAUUCAUUUCAAAGAGCAUCCAAUAUUAGAGUCCCAUUAGCACCCACUGUUAAAUUCGAAAUAAAUCCAGGAAUUUUUCAAAUGCUCCCUAAUUUUCAUGGAUUGCCUUUAGAGGAACCUCAUCAGCACUUGGAAAAAUUUCAUAUGGUCUGUGAUUUAGUUAAUCUCCCUCAAGUUACACCGGAAAUUAUUAAGAUGAAAUUAUUCCCUCAUACACUUAGGGACAAAGCUAGUCAUUGGCUAUCCACAUUAGAUAGAGAAUUAACUAGCUGGAAAGAUAUAGAACAGGCCUUUCUUCGAAAAUUUUAUCCCUUAGGAAAAACUCAAAAUAUGAGAAAACAUAUAUGGAGUUUUUCUCAAAGACCAGGAGAAACUUUGCAUGAGACAUGGGAAAAAUUUAAAGAUUUACUUAGAAAGUGUCCUCAUCAUGCUAUACCCAAGUGGCAGCUCAAUAGAAUUUUUUAUGAUAGAUUAUUAGAACAACAUAGAAAUAUGGUUGAUUCUAUAUGUGGAGGAGCUUUUAUGGAGAAAACUCCUGAUGAGAUUUACAGUCUUUAUGAGAAUUUAAGUGAAAAUUCUAGAGAUCAAGCCUCUUUUGAAUUAUAUGACAGGGAUAAGAAGAGAGGAAUUUAUGAAUUGCAUCAUGAUGAUGAUUCUAAACUUAGAAAUGAGGUUAAUCAGAUUAAUCAAAUAUUAGAAAAAAUUGAUUUACUUAUUGACAAUAUUAGAAAGCCUUUUAACCCUCAACUUAAUUCGAAUAGUACAUGUCCUAUGUAUGGUGAAAACGAUUAUUCUGAAUUUCAAUGUUAUAAUUUAGAUCAAUCAUUUCACCCUAUGCAAGAACAAGUGCAAGUAGCUCACGGUUUUAAUAGAAACAGGGAACCUUUUUCAAAUUUUUAUAAUCCUAAUUGGAGGAAUAGUUUUUCAUGGAGAGACCCAAAUAAUAUUCAAAAUCCAGAAGCACUUAGACCCAAUUCAAACUCUGAAUUUCGUCCAAAACAAGAAAAUAGAUUUCAGAAAAAUCAGUCCUCUCAAAUCCAACCUGAUGCUAUGGAAAUGAUGCAGCAAAUGAGCCAAAUGAUGCAACAAACUAUGAACUAAAUGAUGCUGCACCAGAAACAAAUUAUAGAGGCUCUUGGGAAUAAGAGAGAAGAGGGACAGCUACCUAGUCAGCCCAUAGAAAAUCCAGGGAACCGCCCAACAAUAGGAUUUCAGCAAGGGGAGUCUAGUAGCAUGAAUCUAGGAAAAAACCCACGAAAUGAAAAUGUUAGGACAGUGAAUGCAUUAAGGAGUGGUAAGAUCUUAGCUGAUCCUUAUCCCCAAAUAUUAGAAGAAAAAGAAAACGUGGACAACCCAAAACAAAAUCAAAUAGGAGUAGAAGAGGAUUUUAUAGAUUCUACCAAGGAAAUUUCGAAAGAGAGGACAACCAUUCCAUUUCCUAAAGCUCUAGAGCCUAGACAAAGAAAGAAAAAGGAACACAAUGAAGAAAUAAAGAAAAUUUUACAAGAUGUGCAAAUUAGUCUUCCUUUACUUACUGCCAUUGAACAUAUUCCUGAAUAUGCUAGAGUUUUGAAAGAAAUGUGUACACCAAAAAGGGCACCUAGAGUAGAAAAAUUAUCUAUGCAUGCUAGUGCAUUAUUAUUAAAUCAAUUACCAUAUAAAUUGAGAGAUACAGGUGCCCCUUUGAUUUCGUGUGAUAUUGGUGGAUUCAUUUUUCAGAAUGCAUUACUUGACACCGGUGCUAGCAUUAAUUUAUUACCUGCAAGUAUUUGUGAUAAAUUUAAUAUUUCUGAUCUUAAACCUUCUACUGUUACCUUACAAUUUGCUGAUAGAUCCAUAAAACAUCCUAAAGGUAUUUUAGAAAAUGUGAUAGUGACAGUUAAAGGGUGUAAAUUUCCAGCUGAUUUUUGUAGUACUGGAAAUGGAUUUUAAUGGACAGUUUUAUGAUACACCAAUCAUCUUAGGGAGACCAUUUUUGCAUACAGCAAAGAUGAAUAUUGAUUUUCCCACAGGUAUUGCGAAAAUUUCAUGUGGAGAUCAAUCAGUAGAAAUUAAAAUUUUUAAGAUAUCAAAUGAUAUUAAGAAAUCCCAAGUAUAUGAUUGUCAUACCAUAGAUCUUCUAGAUGAUUUUGAUGAUCCAGAUGUUAUUGAUGACUGUGUGCUGAAAGAAUUAGAGGAAAUAGAGAAUAUAAAUUUAGAAGAAAAGAAAGAGGAAGAUCAUCUGAAUUUAGAGUUGAAACCUCUUCCCUCUAGUUUAAAAUAUAUGUUUUUGGAGGAAAAUAAUUCAUUUCCUGUUAUUAUUGCAGCUGAUUUGAGUGAUGAACAGGAAGAAGAAUUAUUAGAUGUACUUCGAAAAAAUAAGAAAGCUAUGGGCUGGAAAAUGGACGAUCUAAGGGGCAUUGAUAUGAGUGUAUGCAUGCAUAGUAUAUAUUUAGAGGAGGGGGCUAGAACUAGUAGGGAACCACAACGAAGAUUAAAUCCUAACAUGAUGGAAAUUGUAAAAAAGGAAAUUUUAAAGUGGCUGGCUGCUGAUAUUAUUUAUCCUAUUUUAGAUAGCAAAUGGGUUAGUCCUACACAAGUAGUGCCAAAAAAAUCAGGGAUUACGGUUAUAAAAAACGAAAAUAGGGAUGAAAUACAAACAAGACUAACUACCGGUUGGAGAGUUUGCAUUGAUUAUAGAAAAUUAAAUUCAGUUACUAGAAAAGAUCAUUUUCCCCUACCAUUUACUGAUCAAAUUCUAGAAAAAUUAGCUGGAAAAACUUUUUUUGUUUUCUGGAUGGAUACUCUGGUUAUAAUCAAAUUUAUAUAA
Molecule: messenger RNA, 2836 nt
Organism: Spirodela intermedia
Lineage: Eukaryota; Viridiplantae; Streptophyta; Magnoliopsida; Alismatales; Araceae
Source: the annotation of a GenBank genome assembly